Hyaena hyaena (striped hyena) is the source of this 1822-nucleotide messenger RNA. RefSeq names its product coronin 6 (gene CORO6). Lineage: Eukaryota; Metazoa; Chordata; Mammalia; Carnivora; Hyaenidae. Gene Ontology annotation, biological process: cell migration; actin filament organization. The transcript is spliced from 12 exons. The coding region runs from base 226 to 1659 and encodes 477 amino acids. Gene Ontology annotation, molecular function: actin filament binding. The record is from RefSeq and is a predicted model, not a curated record.
AGCAGCGGCCGGAGCGCUCAGCCGAACACUCGGGCCCCAGACGCCGCGGACACCCGGAGAGGCAGUUCCGGCGCCCUGAAGCUCUCUCGGCCCCCAGCGCACCCCUAACCCCCACUGCAGAGGAGUCGCAGCGUGAGCGCCCCUCGGCCCACUCAGGACCAGCUCGCAGGACUAAGGACCAAAGGCAUUUCUGGGCACUGAGAUCCUCCAUUUCUACCCACAGCCAUGAGCCGGCGUGUGGUUCGGCAGAGCAAGUUCCGCCAUGUGUUUGGGCAGGCGGCAAAGGCCGACCAGUCUUACGAGGAUAUCCGUGUGUCCAAGGUCACGUGGGACAGCUCCUUCUGUGCCGUCAACCCCAAAUUCCUGGCCAUUAUUGUGGAGGCUGGAGGUGGAGGUGCCUUCAUUGUCCUGCCUCUGGCCAAGACAGGACGAGUGGAUAAGAACUACCCACUGGUCACUGGGCACACUGCUCCAGUGCUGGACAUCGACUGGUGCCCACAUAAUGACAACGUCAUUGCCAGUGCCUCAGACGACACCACGGUCAUGGUGUGGCAGAUUCCAGACUAUACCCCUAUGCGCAACAUUACAGAACCCAUCAUUACACUCGAGGGCCACUCCAAACGGGUGGGCAUCCUCUGCUGGCACCCCACAGCUCGGAAUGUUCUGCUCAGUGCAGGUGGUGACAAUGUGAUCAUCAUCUGGAAUGUGGGCACUGGGGAGGUGCUCCUGAGUCUAGACGACAUGCACCCAGACGUCAUCCACAGUGUGUGCUGGAACAGCAAUGGUCGCCUGCUAGCCACCACCUGCAAGGACAAGACCCUGCGCAUCAUCGACCCCCGCAAGGGCCAGGUGGUGGCGGAGCGAGCCCGGCCUCACGAGGGCGCCCGCCCGCUGCGGGCCGUCUUCACUGCAGACGGGAAGCUACUCAGCACCGGCUUCAGCAGGAUGAGUGAGCGGCAACUCGCGCUCUGGGACCCGAACAAUUUCGAAGAGCCAGUGGCACUGCAGGAGAUGGACACGAGCAACGGGGUCCUACUGCCCUUCUACGAUCCCGAUUCCAGCAUCGUCUACCUAUGCGGCAAGGGCGACAGCAGCAUUCGGUACUUUGAGAUUACCGACGAACCACCUUUUGUGCAUUACCUGAACACGUUCAGCAGCAAGGAUCCUCAGAGGGGCAUGGGUUUCAUGCCCAAGCGGGGCCUGGAAGUCAACAAGUGUGAGAUUGCCCGGUUCUACAAGUUGCACGAAAGAAAAUGUGAGCCCAUCAUCAUGACCGUUCCCCGCAAGUCAGACCUGUUCCAGGACGACCUAUAUCCAGAUACGCCAGGCCCCGAGCCGGCCCUAGAAGCGGACGAAUGGCUAUCUGGCCAGGACGCCGAACCCGUGCUCAUCUCGUUGAGGGACGGCUAUGUGCCUCCCAAGCACCGCGAGCUCCGGGUCACCAAGCGCAAUAUUCUGGACGUGCGCCCCCCCUCCGGCCCCCGCCGCAGCCAGUCGGCCAGUGACAGCCCCUUGUCGCAGCAGCACACUCUAGAGACGCUGCUGGAGGAGAUCAAGGCCCUUCGAGAGCAGGUGCAGGCCCAGGAGCAGCGUAUCACGGCUCUGGAGAACAUGCUGGGAGAGGGCGGCUUCCUCACUGCACCCCCGCCGGAGAACUAAUCAGAAAACUGGCAUGGAAGCAGGUUCACACCCUCCUUCACGUCACCCCCCCACCCCACCCCCGCUCUCCCCCGCCCACGCCACUGCCCCCAGCCUUCUGCUGUGGCCUUGACUCUAGGAGGAAAACAAGACGUACUGAAUGAAAUAUUUUACCAAGUGCUCA